GACCUCCUGCUGUACAGGUGGACUGAGGCUCCGGAGGCAGACAUGUUGUCGUUCAUGACGGUGAAUCUGGGCUUCCUGCUGAGCUGCUCCACGCUGAUCCAAUGUUCAGUCUUCAUCGACCAGCCGACGGCUGUGCAGGUGCUGCAGUCCUCCACUAGGUGGCGCCGUGCCAACUCCUUCAUCCUGGAGGAGAUGCUGCCAGGAAACCUGGAGAGGGAGUGUUACGAAGAGCGCUGCUCCAGAGAGGAGGCCGCCGAGAUCUUCCAGACCCACGAAACCACAAUGGAGUUCUGGUACAGAUACCAACAUCUGAACCCGUGCCGGACCAACCCCUGCCUUAACGGGGGAAUCUGCAGUCAGGACCGGCAGGAGUUUCUGUGUCUGUGUCCUCCCAGGUUCCGCGGGAAAACCUGCGACUCGGAGGUGUUGGAGUGUCGCUAUGGGAACGGUGGCUGCCUGCAGUACUGCCAAGACCUGCCAGAGGGCGCUGGAGUUCAGUGUGGCUGUGCUGACGGAUUUAAACUGGAGGCUGAUGAAAAGAGCUGCACACCAACAGUGGAGUUUCCCUGCGGCCGCCAGCAGAUGGCAGCGUUGCACUACGGUCGCUCCCUGUUGGAUCUCCUGGAGGACACCAACGUUACCAUGGCAACAGACCAGAACGGCACCAACAGCGAAGUCCAUGAACACAACUCAACAGAACCGUCAGAGGCAACAAACUCAACGUCAGGUGGGUACCAGACGGAGGGACAAAUGGAGGAGAAUAUUUCGACUCGUAUUGUGGGAGGAAACCUGGAGAGUCGAGGAGGAAGUCCCUGGCAGGUUCUGGUCCACAGGUCGGACGGGUCCGGGUUCUGUGGAGGAACCCUGGUUUCAGAGCGUUGGGUUGUUUCUGCAGCUCACUGCUUUGAGGACUCAGCGGACCACGUCACUGUAGGUGACUACGAUAAAAAACGUCCUGAUCCAGACGAGCAGAAGAUAAAGAUCCAGCAGAUCGUCGCUCAUCCUCAUUUCCACUCCUACACCUUCGACAGCGACAUCGCCCUGCUCUACCUGGCCCGGCCGGCCCUCAGGGGCCCCACCGCGGUCCCCGCCUGCCUGCCGGACCCUCACCUGUCCAGAUACCUGCUGAGGGAAGACACCCGGGGCGUGGUGACGGGGUGGGGCGCCACGCAGUACCUGGGCAGCUCCUCCCGCUUCCUGAGGAAGGUGACCCUGCCGGUGGUCAGCUACCAGGCCUGCUCUGCCUCCACCGAACAGGUGAUCACAGACAACAUGUUCUGUGCAGGUUACCUGGAGACCAACAUGGACGCCUGCAGCGGAGACAGCGGCGGGCCGUUCGUGGUCCACUACCGAGGAACCUGGUACCUGACCGGGAUCGUCAGCUGGGGGGAGAAAUGCGCCGCGCGGGGGAAGUACGGCGUUUACACCAGGCUGGGAAACUUCCUGGGCUGGAUCAGAGACACCAUGCAGAGGGUGGAGCGGAACCAGACUCUGAGCUGAUGAGGCUUUAACUGGACCGCACCGGGACCACCAUCAUCAUCAUCAAACCUCAGCGGACCUAAAAGAGUCAAAUCAUCCUUUUCUAUCAGAGACAGAAAGUUUGUCAGCUUAAACUCAAUGUUUUUUAAUAACAGUUUUUAUUUGUUUUUUGUGCAAAUAGUUUCAACAUUUAUUGGAGAUGCAACAAAAAGCUGAAGGAUUGUUUAGGUUCUCCGUCCUGCAGGCAGCAGGAUGUGCAGGUUUAAUAAUCCAGAGCUUAUGGGAUGUUUUCAUAAAGGCUUAAUGGAUUCAUCUGAUGCUGCUUUUAAUAAACAGAUUUUUACAGAAAACCUCA
Molecule: messenger RNA, 1834 nt
Organism: Xiphophorus maculatus (southern platyfish)
Lineage: Eukaryota; Metazoa; Chordata; Actinopteri; Cyprinodontiformes; Poeciliidae
Product: coagulation factor IX-like
Exons: 12
Coding region: 43-1500 (485 amino acids)
Biological process (GO): proteolysis; blood coagulation
Cellular component (GO): extracellular region
Molecular function (GO): calcium ion binding; serine-type endopeptidase activity
Source: RefSeq, a predicted model, not a curated record